Messenger RNA from Paramecium primaurelia, 1132 nucleotides. The record is from the annotation of a GenBank genome assembly. Lineage: Eukaryota; Ciliophora; Oligohymenophorea; Peniculida; Parameciidae.
AUGUCAACAAUAAUAAUCAAUGAGGAUUAUGAUUCUGAUUUAGAGAUAUUUGAAUAAAGAAAUUAACAAAGUAUCAAGUUCAUUCAACUUAGUUUAAUAAUUAAAAGAAUAGCAGUUACAGUUUAAAGAAUAAUUACUUUAACAUAUUUAGAAUAAAGAUUAUGAUUAUAACUUAAUAUCUCCAAUUCCAUAUCCGAUGGAUAAGAAGAUUAAAGAAAAGAAUUAAAAUACAACUAAUCUAUUAUAAUUAAACAAAAGUCAUGAUUUAGUAAGUGAACGAUCAUAACCUUCAUCAAAUUAUUAAUUUCCAUCCAAAAAUAGCAAAACAAAUUUAAAGGGAAAUUAUCUGUUCAAAUAGAAUUAUUUACCUAAAACUCCAAUUAAAAAAGUAUCUAAUGUGACAAUCCCAAAAUCUUAUUGCAAUAAGAAUCAAAGUAAUUUGAAUAAUAAGAAAUCUCCUUCUAACAUUUCAACUGGCGAAUAAAAAUCAGCAAGAACUCCAGAAUAAAUAAAACAUUAUGUAGGUGUGUUAUCACCCUCUCCUUAUAAUUCAUGGCUAAAAAAAGAUUAUGAGAACAAAUCAAAAUAAUAUAAUUUGGCUUCUUUUACAAAUAAACCGGUUGAUAAACCUCGUCAAAUUAUGAAAACAGAAGAAAAUACUAAAAUUAUCAAACCAUAAGAAAAGAAAAUUGUAGUUCCAACUGAGAAACCUAAAAAAGGAUUUGAAUAAUGGUAUGAUUCAUAAAAGAAAUGGUAAUAUUGAGUUUAACUUUAUUUUAGGUUGAAAUAAACUGAGGAGAAAAUCUUUAAAUAAAAAUUAUAAAUGGAAUAAGAAUUAGGUGAGUAAGAACAAUUUAGUCAUUCUCCUGAAAUUCAUGAAGGUUCUAGAUAUAUUGUGCAAAAGAAAUAUAAUAAUGCUAGUUUAUUAGAAAGAUAGAAAUUCUAUUAAGAAGAAUUAUAAUAUAAAUAAUUUUAAAAGAAAUUAAGAGAGGAAGAGGAUAAGAAAAUUAAUUAAAUUAGAAUAAGUCCCUUAUCAAGAAAGAUAUUAAGAAGUGCAUCUCCUAAAUCUAAUUGUUCUUUUACAAUUUGCAAUUCAUCUAACUAAAAUUAUUCAACAAUAAUAAAAAAAUGA